Molecule: messenger RNA, 963 nt
Organism: Porites evermanni
Lineage: Eukaryota; Metazoa; Cnidaria; Anthozoa; Scleractinia; Poritidae
Source: the annotation of a GenBank genome assembly
UUCAAUGAUGAUCAGGUAACGAGGUACCAGAGUGACCCUGGACAGGCCACUGCUUAUAUGAUUGGACAAUUGGAAAUAAAAAAGAGCAGAAAAUAUGCCACUGAUGAACUGGACGAAAACUUUAGUCUGCGAGAUUUCCAUUAUCAGGUAAAUUAUAUGCGCUUUCAUAUUUGAAAAAACAACUUCCGAGACAAUGCCACACUGAACUAGCCUGAAAUUCAUCCGAUUACUUCGAGUCAUUUUCUCCUCUCCUCUCUUGUCUCUCUUACUGAGGGAGUAAUAACGACUCGAAGUAAUCGGAUGAAAUUCAGGCUAAUACUGAACUAUUUUUACGUUAGACGAUAGGAGAACGCAGUUCAUAAUCUUGGGCGUCCUGUACUAAUAAACGAUGAUAUUUUUCGUCCUUCUAUGACUUUUUUGCACUAUUUUGUGUCACGCGACACAGAUAUUGGUAGCCAACAAAGCUGUCGCGUGACCUUAGAGUUUUGGGUUUUUGUCAUCUGAACCCUCUUUUUAUUAGAGUAAGUAUUUUUUUAAAUUUUUCUUACGAGCUUUUGAAGGAUCUUACUCGCUUUCAUGAUAUAAUUCAAGGACAUCUAUCUGGCCACCAUGACACAAAGAUAUCCAGCAAAAACGCAAACUCAAAUCUUGACCCAAAUCUUGACUCUGCGAUUACUACUAGUAUAAUGUUGUUUUUUAACGUGCGUGGUCUCUAAAAGCAAUAAGUAAGUCUCACUCAGCAUUUAACUAUUCAUUUCCUUUUGUUUCCAGGUUCUUGCACAGGGUUCCUCUCCUCUAGCUUACCUGUCAGAUCACGUGAGAAGGUAUGUGGCCUGUGUCCAAGACAAAGCCAAAGAAGGCUGUGAUGUCAUCUUGAACCCUCCAAAGAAAACCACCACAAAGAAACAAAAAGAAACAGAUCGUUGGCCACUGAUACCUAAAGAAAGGGAACAUUACAUUUAA